AAUAUUGAAAAACCCGCUUAUUGUAAGGAGCUUAAACUUUGUGAACGAAAUAAAAUGAUGAGGAAGCAAUGUGCAAGUUUCUAAUUUACACAAUUUUUUGUUUCGUUUCCUAUCUAGGUAUUCGAUAUACACCGUGACUGUUCGUUUCGCAUCGUUGUCAGCACUGUCGUCAGUGCUGCCGCGGAAUGACAUAUUUGAAUUCGAGAGAGUGUAACGUAUUGUUCGAUUUGUUUUUCACCUGUUGCACUCUCCGGCUUUUCGUGUGUGACAGUUGUUCGUUCUCAGAAUGAUCGACACGGCUGACGUUUCGACGGAAGAUGGAAAAGAAGAAGAUGUGGGGAAAUCUGCAGAAAAAAUGGAUGAACAACGCAGAAAAACAUUGGCAUAUGAGUAUCUCUGCUACCUGGAAGGAGCGAAGAAAUGGAUGGAAGCUUGUUUGAGAGAAUUAUUACCUCCAACAACCGAGCUGGAGGAGAAUCUUCGCAAUGGAGUAUAUCUGGCUAAACUCGGCCAUUUUAUGGCACCUAAUAUUUUACCAUUGAAUAAAAUCUAUGACACUGAACAGCGCAGAUACAAAGCUGUAGGAUUGCAAUUUCGUCACACGGAUAAUAUAAAUUAUUUUCUCAAAUGCUUGGUAUCUACGCAGUUACCAUUGACAUUCCUACCGGAAACAACAGAUAUAUAUGACAAAAAGAAUAUGCCACGAGUAAUAUAUUGCCUUCAUGCCCUUAGCACACACUUAUUUAAAUUAGGUAAAGCACCACCAAUGCAAGAUUUAUAUGGAAAAGUAAAUUUUUCUGAUGAAGAGAUAGAUGCAGUUAGUAAAGAACUGCAAAAAUAUGGCAUUCAAUUGCCCCCUUUCCAAAAAAUAGGUGGUUUAUUGACAAACAGUAUUGCUACAGACACAGCUGCUCUUCAUGCUGCUGUGAUUGCAAUUAAUCAAGCUCUGAUAGAUAAUGAGAACGAUAAAAUUCUAUAUGCACUUCAAAGUAAAGAGGCACAAUUAAAUAACAUUAAAUCUGCUUAUAUCAAGGAAUAUACCGAAGCAUUAUUGGCUGCUAAAAGUGCAAAAACAGAGGCGUCACUUAAUAGAUCUCUCAAUGAUAGUUAUGUAGCAGAUGUAUAUGAUGAGCUAUUAACACAAGCAGAAAUACAAGGACACAUUAAUUAUGUGAAUGCUUCCUCUGCCCUGAAAGUUAUUGUUUCAUCUGUAUUGCGUGACAAUGCUGAAUUAAUUACUGCUUUAGGAGUAUCAGUAUUACCCUUCAAGAAUAUAGUUUCUGAGAAUGUUGAAGAUUACAAAGAACAACUCAUGCUGGUAUUGAAUGAAGAACCGUGGAACGAUACGUAUGCAUCUGAAAGCAUUCAGUACUGGACAGACACAUUUCAGAGAGCAAUUGACAAAGGAAACGAGAAUGCGCAGCGACGCCGCAAACGAGAGAAAACUAUAAAGCUGCUGAACAUGGCUUUAGAAUCUGCAGAUAAAGAGAAAUUUUAUGAGAUUUUAAAAAGUCCUUAUUUGGAAAUCUCUCAUUGCAUUGAUGAGUAUGCGGUUCCAUUGUAUUACCAGGAGAUGAAAGAUGAUCGUACAGAAUCUCAAACUGAUCUGAUUUAUAAUGACAUAGUGACUAGUGUACGUCUAUUAUCCAUUAUAGCUGCUAUUACCAAAGCAGUGGACACGGAAAAUCCAGAUUUUGUUUAUGAAAAGCUGUCAGAUCCUGAUGUAUAUUUAUCUGGAUUGGAUGAAUUAAAUAAAGUAAAGUAUGCUCAGACACUAGCGACGUUUCGACAGGUGAAACUAAAAACGUCCCAAGAAUGUUCUUUAUUAACUUAUAGCGACAUUCAACAAUGCAUCUAUACAGUGAAUGCAGAGUACGACGAAGGUUUUGAAGUUAUAAAGAUUUUACAGCAGAUAAAUCAAGCUAUAGUGACGAACGAUCAUGAGACCAUGAUGAGAGCCUUAGAAAUGAUAACUGACAAAUAUAAUAUACCCAAGGUUUCGCACAAUGCUUUGCUUUAUUUAAAGAUGUUUAAAAAGCGUUUAAUUGAGAAAGAUUCUGACGGAUCUGAGUUAUGGUUGGAUGACAUUAAAACUGUAGCAAAAACAGUUACAUCAGAAAUUGAAAAAAUCGAAAACGUGAUUGAAUUUUUAUACAAUAUCAACAUCUAUGUACAAGAUAAUAAUAUGACAGAAGCUCUCAAGUGCUGUAAAAGCUUUGAUAUGAUUGAAAAUUUUAAAGAGCUUACUAAAGAAUGUCAAAAGAGAUGUUUUCUAGCAUUGCGGCAAUUACAAGAGCGGAAGUGUAAAAUACAUAGUUGCCCAUAUAUUUUGUAUAUGACCAAUGAGAGAAAUGAAGUUUAUAUCGAUUUAAAAAGCAAAAGUUAUGCAUGGGAAUGUCCUGCAGAUAUUAAGAAAACUUAUCAUCUCACUAUAAAUGAUAUAAAUGAAACAAUUAAAUCUGUUGUAAUAGAGAAACGUCAGAAAAAUUAUGUAAUGUACGAUGAAAAGUUACUUAUUAGAUUUCAAAGUUGGAUUAGGGGAUAUCUAUUACGUAAAAAGAUUGCUGAUAGAUAUGCUUAUAUCAAUGAUAAUGUAAGGAGUAUUGUCAUGAUACAAGCAUGGUGGAGAGGCAUCAGACAACGUAACCGAUAUCAUAAAUUCCUGAAAGAAAGAGAGCGGCAAUUAAAUGCAUUAUUACAUCAUAAUAAAUUAUUAAAUACAAAAAUAAAUAAAAAUGAUAAAUUACAUCAGGAUAAGUUAUUAAAUGUUAAAAGAAAUAACAAGAAUGAUAAAUUAAAUCGAUAUAAGAAACAGGAAGACAAGAUAAUAAAGAUACAAGCUUUAUGGCGUGGUCGAGCAUCGAGAAAAGCCUUUCACGCGUUAUUGCGCUCGGAGAAACCAUCAUUCCCUGUGGUCAGGCAUUUUUCGACAGUAUUAGGUUUUAGCGCGGAGGAUUACGACAAGGAUUUAGAAUUACAAAAAUUAAAGCACGAGGUCGUUCAAUGUAUAAGGCACAAUCAGAAUUUGUCGGAGCAAUUGAAUAACAUGUAUAUUAAAAUAGGAUUAUUGAUACAGAACAGAAUAGCAUUACAGGACGUAGUAGCGCACGGCAAGAGCUUGGAUACUCUCGCAAAGGAACAAAAUGCGAACAAGAAUCAAAGCAUUUCAUGCGAUCCCGCCGCAACACCACACAAGGGUCUUAAAUCGUUAACGAAGGAAGGUCGUAAAAUGUUGGAGGGCUAUCAACACCUGUUCUAUGCACUGCAAACGAAUCCGCAAUAUCUCUCCAAACUGUUAUACUUACCACCUAGUAACAAAUCCAACAAGUUGUUCCUGAAAAACAUCAUCUGGACAUUAUUCAAUUUCGGAUCGAACACAAGGGAAGACUAUUUAUUGCUGAAACUCUUUGGUUAUGCAUUGAAAGAGGAGAUCAACUGCAAUUGUCAUCAGCCCUCCGACGUAUUGACUGGCAAGCCGCUGGUUCGCGAGAUGGUGGUCAAUUACGCGAAACAGUUUAAUGGUCAGGUAUCAUUGAAGCAAAUCGUCGGUUCGUUGAUUGAGAAGGUUUUGGAGGAAAAGGAUCUGUGCAUGGAGACGAAUCCGGUAGAUAUAUACAAGCUCUGGCGAAAUCAGCUGGAAAUGGAGUCUGGUAAGUCUCUGGAUAUGCCUCACACGGUGUCUCAGGAACAGGCGCUGAAACAUAUACCAGUCCAGGAAUCGCUUACGAGAGCGAUAAAUCAGUUGAAGAAGAUCUCUCUCGAGUUUCUCAACAGGAUAACGAGAUCCCGCGAUCUGAUUCCUUACGGGAUGUUAUAUGUGUCGAAGGUCCUCUACAGCUCGCUAACGGAGAAGUUUCCGCUUGCUCCCGAAAAGGAUAUCCUGAAGGCUGUUGGUAAUUUGAUUUAUUAUCACUUCAUCAACGCCGCAAUUGUAGCACCGGAUACCUUCGACAUCGUUACGUUACCAGUCGACAGAUCUUUGUCCUCCUGCCAAAGGAAGAAUUUAGCCAGUAUAGCCAAAGUGUUGCAAUUCUCCACUUCGAAGAAGGGUUUCGGCGAGGAGGCACCGCACUUGGAAUGUUUGAAUCCCUUUAUAAUUGCCUGCCAUGAAAAGUUCAAAGACUUCUUUCGAUAUUGCUGUCAAGUGGAGGACCUCGAAGAGCACUUUGAUAUUCAUGAAUAUACGGAGGCCACGCUUAUACAAAGUCCAGAGAUAUGUGUAUCUUUGCAAGAAAUAUGCGAGAUACAUGCCCUGAUGUUGAGAUAUGAAGACGUGAUAGCGCCGGAUCCAUCCAAUCCUUUGCACGAUUUGUUGGACGAUCUAGGACAGGUGCCAACUGUGGCAUCGUUAUUAGGAAUAUCCAACGCGGUGUACGAGAUGAAUUUGGCGCGAUAUAGCAAGCAAGAGGUAUGUCUAGUACUGACAAACAAAUUUCAAGUGCCACGAAACGACGACACGAAUCUGAACAAUCUCUUUGUGAAGGCAAAAGAAUUGCUUGUCUCGGUUAUUUCAUUCUUGAAAAAACCGACUCUGAUAGAAUCCCUGGAGAUCACUUCUUCUCCAAUGUGCGCGAAGUUUGAUUAUUCAUCCGUGUCGGCGACAAUUCGCGAGAGCUCGUCUAUAAAUGAUUGCAAGAUGCAAUUGCGCGCGUAUCUCAAUAAACUCGAGCUAGAAGGAUGGGUGACCCGUGUGGACGGUUAUCAAACGAUCGUGACCGCGAUAGCGAGGGAUAUUUGCAACAAGAACAAGUAUCGUAUUGCGAGGGAUAAGGAGUUGCAGACGCUGCGCGCCACCAAGAUGCGAUUAGACGAGAAAACGAGAUAUUAUCAGGAACAAGUCGAAUUCUAUAAUGAGUACAUAAGAGGUUGCCUUCAGAAUCUGCACAGAGGGAAGAGUUCGCUUCGCGCGUAUCAAGCGAUGCAAAAGGACACUCAUACCUUGUCCAAACUGCGAUCUAAAAUGACGGUCAAAUACUCUGCCUGGAAGCUGCAAGAGAAAGGCGUGUUGAUGGAGGUCGAUCAGACCCUGAGCCCAACGGAGAUGAAAAACGUGAUAUUUGAAAUAAGCCCGACGGAGCGCAAUGGCGUUUUCUCUGUGCGCUGCAAGUUCAUGGGCGUCGAACUGGAAAAACUCGACAUUAGUAUACAGGAAUUGCUCGAGCUGCAGUAUGAAGGUCGCUCCUAUAUGGACAUGUUCGGCAGAGCGAAAGUCAACAGAAUGGCUAGCACAACAUCAGUAAAUAUAGAAAGUGAUUCUACUAAAAAUGGAAGCAACGUGGAUAUGGAAAAGCAGCUUAAAGAGAGAGCUGAAAGGAAUCGUCAGAGAGCACUUUUGUUAAAAAAAUCUAAGAUUGUAACUCAUCCAUAUACAAGAGAAAACAGCGAGUCAAUAAAAGGAAGAUCGUUAAAACUUCAAGGACAGCGUGUUAUCGAUAGUGGUGGAGGCUUCCUGAUAGAAGAAAAUGAUGAAUUAGAACAACAAAUGCUGAAGAUUAGAACAGAGCCAGAACCUGUUAUCGGUAAAUUUAACGAGUGUGAGGAAUGCCAACAGAAAUUUGGGGAUUCAUAUCUUUUUCAAACAUUUGAUCUGGCUGUCUGUGAUAAGUGCAGAGAUAAAGAGGGAAAGCAUUCUUUAAUUACCAAAACAGAAGCUAAACAAGAAUACUUACUGAAAGAUUGUGAUCUCGAUAAGCGGGAGCCCGUGUUGAAGUAUAUUGUGCGAAAGAAUCCUCACAAUGUGAAUUGGGGCGAGAUGAAGUUGUAUCUUCAUUUGCAGAUAGAGCAAAGAGCUUUAGAAGUAUGGGGUUCGGAGGAGAAUCUGCUGAAAGAGAAAGAAGCUCGCGAUAUGAAGCGAGAGGGAGCCAAGAUAAAAAAAUUCAACAAAAAGAUCAAACAGCUGCGAAUGCAAGUGAGAAGCUCAUUGUACGAUAAGACGACAAAAGCAUCUCACACUCACAAGUUUGGGGAAGAUACAUAUAAUGAAGAGGAUGAUACUUAUACGCAUACUUGUACAAUGUGCGGUUAUGAAGAAACAUACGAAAAAAUGUGAACAUUAGAACACAGUAGAAUAUGCGAAUUAAUGUAUAUUUAAUAUCAUUAAUAUCAUUUUAUACGAAUUAAUGUAUAUUUAAUAUCAUUAAUAUCAUUUUAUACGAAGAUAUAAUUUUUGCUCGAACUUUCUACGAAUUUAUAGAUAAGUUUCUCGAAAUCGGUUUUCUCUCGGAAACUUAUUAGGGCUGUGUACAUGAUAUUUAUACCUCGUUGAGGGUUAUUUGAUUCAUACAACUCUUAUUACUUUACAAAAUAAAGUUAAAUAAAACGGUUUAUC
Formica exsecta is the source of this 6328-nucleotide messenger RNA. It is a transcript of the gene Xpac, whose product is annotated as ras GTPase-activating-like protein IQGAP1. The record is from RefSeq and is a predicted model, not a curated record. Gene Ontology annotation, biological process: regulation of GTPase activity; regulation of actin cytoskeleton organization; nucleotide-excision repair. The coding region runs from base 287 to 6049 and encodes 1920 amino acids. Gene Ontology annotation, cellular component: cytoplasm. Lineage: Eukaryota; Metazoa; Arthropoda; Insecta; Hymenoptera; Formicidae. The transcript has 24 exons. Gene Ontology annotation, molecular function: GTPase activator activity; damaged DNA binding; calmodulin binding.